CCAUGGCAACCACACCACUGAGAAGGAAAGUUGAGAUUUUAGUUUUUUUCUUUUAUUUAAUCGAUAAGCAUGCAGAAGAUGACGUCUCUCUUCCAUAAACUCAGAGGCGACACUUUGACAUAAAAAAUGCCAGCCACAAAAGUUAUUAAGCCAGAACCAGUGGAAGCUGCGAGAAAGACCCUCGAGAAAACCAAACCGGUGAAGGUACGGGCGGUUAACGGAGGACAAAGUGAACUCAAAGUACCGGCUGUGCGUAAAAGUCGCGCGUCGAGCUGCCCGAGGUGUCCGCAGCGGGACAGGUGUGAGCGUCGCACCGGACCGCAGGGCGCCGCAGUCCAAAGAAGCUGUGAUAGGAGGACCAGGUCCAGCUCCACCGCCCCCAAACCGUCCACAAACUGCUCCAGGACAAACCCGGACUAUCAGAGGGCGACCAACUCUGUGAUACAUGCUGCCGUUAACCCAAAAUGCCGGGAGAUGACCGCCUGUCAGAGGGAGCAGCGGGGGGUCAGGGCUGAGACGAGGCACGCAAGUCAGAGUCACAAAGCUUUCACCAUCAUCCCCCCGAACCCCAAGAAAAGAAGAGAGAUCCAGAGAAAGGCGGAGGCGGAGCUCGCCGCAUUAGAGGAGCUUCGUCUGAGCAGAGCAAUGGCUUAUGUCUCCAUUAACCCCAGCAGUGUUGGUGGCUGUAUGAGUCUGGAGGAAGUGCGCUUGAAGCAGCAGCAGGAAAUGAUGCAAGCCAAGAGGAAACAGAAACCGAUGAAGAAACAAGUGAUGGAGCAAACAUCUGUACUGAAAUGCUAAGUGUCACUUUUCCGCCUGUCUCUGCUGGGAGCUCAGCUCCUCGCUGUGGCUGUUGAACACAGUUUUAAAAAUAUUAAAAUACAAAAUGAAAUGUAAAAUUACAUUAUUUGUAUUGAAAGCAUGACAUAGCUCUAGCUAUAGUUAUUCUGUAUGUUUUGUAAAUAGUUGUUUAGUAUGUUAUACAUUGUGUAUUUUGCAUAGAAAAUAUGUCUCAUAUACAGUUUAAAGGGGUUGUUCACCCAAAUUACGAAAAUAAUUUUAACUUUUUUGUUUUCUCACUUACCACUUGGAGAAUCUGGAAAAACACAAACUGGCAACCCAAAAGUUUUUUUUUUUUCUUAAUGUUUGGCAGCAUUACAAAUGAAGCAUUACAAAUGGACAAAACAAAGCCAUUUAAUCUUACAAAGCCUUAUUAUUAGAAAGUGGUGCCCUCAUUUGACUUAAGAAUUGAUUUGUGGCUCAUUUCAAGAUGUAAAUACUUAAUUAAAAACUUUACUCCUGAUGGAAACUAGCCAUGUAGAUAGAUUUAGUUUAAGCUGUCCAUGUAAGAUUUCUGUUUCUGCCGCCACCCACAUACAAUUGAUGUUAUUGGACUCCACCCAUUUAAAAAACUCAUUUUAGAAACUCAGAAGCAGUGAGUUUCUCUAGAAGUGAUGUAGAAGUGUUGUCCUAGUUACAGUAGAUAAUUCACAGAACAAAAAUAAAGCAUUCCUCUCAAGUCUGAUAUCAUGUCAGUUUAAGUGUACACUGUAUUGAGAGAAUUUUCACAGCUUUACCUUGCUGUCAGACAGUGAUUUCCAACAGAAAAUUAAGUUUCUACAAGCUUUCUGUAAAGUCAGACUCAGUGACUCUACUGCUGCCUCAAUCAGUUAGGAUGUUUAUGUUACUGUGUGACUUUGGCAUUUCAAGGAGCUGGUUCAGAUUCACCAAAGUCACACAAUAACACAAAUUAACUAACUGAUUGAAGCAGUAGUAGACCAGCAGCCCCUGCGUUCAGUGAGCUAAAAUUAUUGUUUUUCUCAAUGGAGUCUGGUGGCUUUGAGCAUGUAUGGGGAACUAAAGUCGUUAGCUGCUUCCCAGUCGAAAUGGGCUGUCUUUUGGAAAGGUAAAGCAGUAAAAAUACUCUCAAUAUAGCGUACACUUUAAGUGAUAUCGAUUUUUUUAGGUGGCUAAAAUACCUUUUGUUGCUGACCCCAUCCACAGCAGUACAUUGCUUAGCUUUUGUGUUGUAUGCCUGCCUACUUCUCCAAACUGGGGUGUACUGACUGACAUCUAUUGUAGGUAACACACUGACCUCAUAGGUACCUCAUACAACCCCACCUCAAAAAAACAAACAAUCCCUUUAAAGUGGGCCUAUAAAGUUGCAUAAAAUUAAAACACUCAAGUAAAGCAAACUCAUAAUUGUUCUCAACAACAGUAGGUGAGUAAAUCUACUUUAUUCCUAUCCAGCAUUGCAAAAUUGACAUUAAUUACAGAUGGCCAUAGCAGGCACACACAAAUACACUCUUUAAGUGCUGUUAAUUUUUCCUAAAGGUUCCUGAGUUUUUGUGUUGACUUAGAUUGUUAAAAGUAGCAUUAUUAUUAUUAUUAUUUUUAUUUUAUUGAAAUCUACAUCUGUGAAGCAGACAUCAAAGGGCAUUGACAAAUAUGCACAUCAUAUAUUUACACAGAAAAAUUACCCAUAGUAGUUUAAAUGUUGAUCCUUGGACAGCUUUCACUUUUGUACCUUAUUCAAGGCGUGGUCUGUAAACACAUCACGCCAUUCUUACAUAGGGCGUGUAUUACGCAGAUGAUUGGCAGAGAUGUAAAGUGAGUCACUGUAAAUGACUCCGAAUCUGUUGUGCACUUUUUCACCUGUACUGAAACAAAACCACGGCCAAUAAAAGGAACAUG
Messenger RNA from Epinephelus fuscoguttatus (brown-marbled grouper), 2694 nucleotides. RefSeq lists its product as uncharacterized. The transcript has 5 exons. The record is from RefSeq and is a predicted model, not a curated record. NCBI's taxonomy places the organism in Eukaryota, Metazoa, Chordata, Actinopteri, Perciformes, Serranidae. The coding region runs from base 127 to 801 and encodes 224 amino acids.